This is a messenger RNA of Anarrhichthys ocellatus (wolf-eel), 658 nucleotides long. Its product is annotated as interleukin-12 subunit alpha. Gene Ontology annotation, molecular function: interleukin-12 receptor binding; growth factor activity. Gene Ontology annotation, cellular component: extracellular region. Gene Ontology annotation, biological process: immune response. The transcript has 7 exons. The coding region runs from base 23 to 616 and encodes 197 amino acids. NCBI's taxonomy places the organism in Eukaryota, Metazoa, Chordata, Actinopteri, Perciformes, Anarhichadidae. The record is from RefSeq and is a predicted model, not a curated record.
AGACUCAGAAGUCUUAUCCAAGAUGCCUCUCGUCAAGCUCUACUUCACUCCUGUCCUGCUGCUCCUCAUGCUCACCUGUCCUCAGGUCAGCCAGUCUGUGCCAGUGAUGCGUAAAGGACCGCUGACUGAAUCCUGUGUUGUAUACGCACAGAUGCUUCUCCAGAACAUCACUGACACACUCACACAGAAUAAACUGUUCACUGGAAUCGACUGCAUCAAUCAGAGUGUGGAGCUGAACCUAGAGACCAACACGCCAUCUGUGUGUGCACCAAAGGAAUCAACAUGCUCAGGAACAGUCAAGUCAGAAUUUGAUCAGGAGUCAUGUCUGACAAACAUUGGGGAGGAUCUGCAUCACUACUAUAAAUUCCUCGCCGCUCAGCCGGACCCUGACAGUUUACUGGGUCCAACUGUUCUGUUCAGGCUCAGAGAGAUCAUGGAGAACUGCUUCAGUUGGUCUCUGCCAACGGACCUGGCCUCAAUGGAGGCUGCUGCAGAGCGUAAAAGCACCUACGAAGAAAGACUGAGCCUCUGCAAAGUGCUGAAGGGCUUCCGGGUGCGCAGCAUCACAAUAAACCGAGCCAUUUCAUACAUGAACUCUGGUGAUCACACUAAAUGAGACAUAGAGCUCCAACGGAUAGAGUAGUUUCAGAAAGCUAUA